AUGUCCCAGGCUUCCGCUCCGCGCGUAAGCCCAUCCACUUUGCCAUGGUAUCAUUAUCAAGCUGUCCCGGAUUUGCCCCAACGGCCCUGGGCAGCAAGAUCAAGACCACUGGAUGUGUGUACUACUUAUUCUACAUAUUCUCGAUCGAACAGCCAAUUGCCAUCUCGCUUACGUGUUCCGCUCAGUGUCUAUACCAGCGGACUGACUCACAGUGACACGCUCAAUUAUAAUCGGGGUCACCUUGGACCAAGUAUUUCAUUGCCUAACUCUCCUAGAGGCCCGAUGGGAGGUUUAACUCGACCUUUGUCAGUUGCUCACCAGCCACGAUCUGGCAAUGAACCUUAUAUCGGACUACACCCGAACGGGAAUUCAAUGCACAGCUUGCUCGGUUCACCCUCCCUAAUCCCCUCGUCAGAUCCGUAUGCUCCUUACUGCAGGAACGAGUACACUUCCAGGCAUCAAAUGCAGUAUUACAGUUCAGUGACCACAACUCGGGGACAGUCCAAUCAACCUCCACCGGCGUUGGUACGUACUAUUGUGCGAAUGCAUGCCCACGAACCGGUCGCAGGUCUUCCGCGUCCACUUAUGUAUUCCCCAGCUCAUCAACCACGGACGGAUACAGCGUCUCCACCACCACCAGCCCUGCCAGCUCGAUCAAGAAAACAUGGAGCUAGACGUUCUGCAACUUGCAUGACAUCCAGUACAUACACAGCGGCAACGAUCACCAAUGCCCGACGUUUUGUUCCACUGCUCUCACCUGAUCUGUUACGUAGAUCUUACUGUCCAUCAAUUCAGCCACAUUCCGAUCCUCUCAGGGAUCCUCCGGAACAGAAUGCUCGUGCAAAACGAAGUGCAUUCAAUUUGGAAAGCCAUCUGGAUUGUUCAUGUGAUUAUGUGCGCGCGGACCCCGGAUUGUGGCCCGCGGCCGAGUGGUAUGAGCGAAAUUUUCACACAGUGGAUCGAUGCACCUGUCCACACGAGGAGGUGCAUCGUUAUUUUGAUGAUGCUGCCUCCACAUGGAAAUUGGCGGACACCAUUGCCAUGCUUCCAAUACGCGAGACUGAUAUUCUUGAUGAUUUGGUUGACAGUACAAGCGAAGAAGAAGAGAGCGAGCUGAAUCGACCUAUUGUCGAGGAUGUUACUCACAGUCCGCGCAACGUUGCAGUGGAUGGGACUAAGCACGAGUCACUGAAUAUCGUUACUGGAGUCGGAGCAUCAUCAGACACUAUCAAAAGUAUGUCGAAUAUGGCGUAUCACAGAAGUGCAACUGAAGAAGACGAUAUGGUUACGUUGGGUCAGAUGUUGACAAGGAAUGAGGCACUUGUCGUGCCCGAUUCGAGGCAAAUAGGUUCUGACGGUUGUUCUACUCCGGAACAAACGGAGUUCACAACGCCAUCAAGAAAAGUUAGCCAUGAUAAUUCGGUGAUUGCACCAGAGGCACAUCAGGAUCAGACAUCAAGUAGGACUUCUGGAACAACAAAACAGGAUCUUCAGGUGUUAGAGGCACCCAAUGGUGAAAAGCUAAACGAAGAAGCGCCAAAUCAAGCAGUCGGCCCUCGACGCAUGACAGCGUCUGGAGGCCAAACCGAUUCAUACGUGCAGGACAAAAGUGAGGGAAAACAUAAAUUUCCAUCUCAGUUUAGUCCGACAACGGGCUACGAAGACAUUGAUCAGUUUAAUAAUGGAAUGGUCCCUCCGAGUCGAAGCCGGACGCCGACUCCACCUCCUCAACAGAGACCGCAUCCGCGAUCGACAGAUGAGACUCAAUUUGGAUCGCUGAAAAUGGAAUCUGUGGCCUCUACUCUUGAUCAGACAUAUCGAGUAUUACGAGAUACCAUAGAAAACGGAAUGCUCGAUCGAAUACCUAGUGUUGGUGAUGAGGCCGUGAGUGAGGAACAAUUGGAUCGACCCGUGGAAACCGAUACCGAAAUGCGCGAAGCCGAGUCUGAUCUUGAUUUGAACGAGUGGUUGGCUGGCUCUCACGAUACCAGUGAUAGUGAAUAUCUCCCGGAUAUGUUUGAUGAUGGCCCGGUCGAUACGAAAGCAACUCCGACUGCCCACUGGUCCAGUCCGCAGAUAGAUAAGGAACACAUUCCGGAUGAGCGUCCAGAGAGUCAGCCAAACUGGAACAUGACGGCUCGAACAGCCCCGGAAGGUUACGCCGGUGCAAGUCAACCGUCCACCAUGUCCAGUCAAACACUAUCUCAAGCCACUCUACCACGGAGACAUAAAUCUGUGAGAGAUGAGUUCGAAGCACGCCAGCGUGCCUUAAAACGCUGGGCAAUGUUAAGUGCUCAUGUAAACGAGAUGGCUAUCAAGGUGAGUUCAUGA
Echinostoma caproni is the source of this 2331-nucleotide messenger RNA. The record is from the annotation of a GenBank genome assembly. Lineage: Eukaryota; Metazoa; Platyhelminthes; Trematoda; Plagiorchiida; Echinostomatidae.